AAUAGUUAGAGGGGAGGCGCGAAACCGUUAGUGAUUGUGGAGGACGCGGUUCAUUCCCUUUACAACUUGCAUUUUUAUUUCUUUCCCAUUUUCCAUUAAACCCUAACCCCAUGAACUCCGAUUGUCUCUCUGUUUUGUCUGUAUAUUAAAUCGACAAAUCCAACGCCUGAAGUUUAUGAAAUAGCAGUGCGAGCUCAUUUUGACCGAUCGAUUUGAUCGAUCGGGUUUUUAGUUUCUUUCUAUUGCUUUUGUUUACAAUAAAUAAUAGUAGAACCUUAGGAAGAUGUCGAAGUUGUAUGGAGGGGAUUUCAAUCAGAAGAUAGAUUACGUGUUCAAGGUGGUGCUGAUCGGGGAUUCUGCGGUUGGGAAAUCGCAGCUAUUGGCCCGGUUUUCGAGGAAUGAGUUUAGUCUUGAUUCUAAGGCCACCAUCGGUGUUGAAUUCCAGACAAGGACCUUAGAUAUCGAUCAUAAGACUGUUAAGGCUCAGAUUUGGGACACUGCUGGUCAAGAAAGAUAUAGGGCAGUAACAAGUGCAUACUACCGAGGUGCUGUUGGAGCAAUGCUGGUCUAUGACAUCACCAAACGUCAAUCUUUUGAUCAUGUUGCUAGGUGGUUGGAGGAACUGCGGGGCCAUGCUGAUAAGAACAUUGUCAUCAUGCUUGUAGGCAACAAGACUGACCUGGGUAGUCUUCGCGCUGUACCUACUGAGGACGCCAAAGAGUUUGCUGAGAAGGAGAACCUAUUCUUUAUUGAAACAUCGGCCCUAGAAGCAACAAAUGUUGAGACAGCAUUUGUUAAUGUCUUGACGGAGAUAUAUAGGGUUGUGAGCAAGAAAUCCCUUGUUGCCAAUGAGGCAGAAUCAGCUGGGAGUUCAGCACUCCUCAGGGGAAAGGAAAUUGUUGUUCCUGGCCAAGAACCUGUACCAAGUGGGAGCUCAUACAGCUGUUGCAGAUCUUCAUAGGAUUGAUCUUUUCCAGAGGUUUAUAUGUGGGUAUUAUCAGGUAAUAAGUUUUUUUGGUCACUUGUAGCUCUCAACGGCUUCCACUUCUUGAUGUCUGGUUCCCUUCUUUCUGUGACAUUUAUACUUUUCCUUCCCGGUACUGAUGAGCAAGAGAGAUGUCAUGAUCCCUGAGGUGCAAUGCUAUUGCUACAGUAGAAUUAGAUUGUUUUCAUUCUUCUUGUAGGUUUUCACAAGCUUACAAGUAUGGCAUUGUCUUCUGAGGGGAUUUAAGUUUGAUGUGUUCCAUUGUAUCAUAAUCACGUAAGAUUGUUUUCUUUCUUGCUUUUACUUCCUGAUACCUGAAAUUGUAACUUGCAGCAAUUGAAAACGAACCAAAAACAUUACAUACUGAUCAAUUAAAGUACACACGUCAUUUCACUUUC
Messenger RNA from Nicotiana attenuata, 1383 nucleotides. Its product is annotated as ras-related protein RGP1-like. The record is from RefSeq and is a predicted model, not a curated record. Gene Ontology annotation, molecular function: GTP binding; GTPase activity. Lineage: Eukaryota; Viridiplantae; Streptophyta; Magnoliopsida; Solanales; Solanaceae. The coding region runs from base 284 to 961 and encodes 225 amino acids. The transcript has 2 exons. Gene Ontology annotation, cellular component: endosome.